Zygotorulaspora mrakii is the source of this 1152-nucleotide messenger RNA. It is a transcript of the gene ARC1, whose product is annotated as Arc1p. Gene Ontology annotation, molecular function: tRNA binding. Lineage: Eukaryota; Fungi; Ascomycota; Saccharomycetes; Saccharomycetales; Saccharomycetaceae. The record is from RefSeq and is a predicted model, not a curated record. The transcript has a single exon. The coding region runs from base 1 to 1152 and encodes 383 amino acids. Gene Ontology annotation, cellular component: methionyl glutamyl tRNA synthetase complex.
AUGUCAGAAUUAGUUGAAAAAUUUCAAUCCUUGUCGAUUCAGCAACCUGAUACCCUUUCAAGGGAGCAGCAGGCACAAGCUGCCCAGUGGGACUCCGUAUUGAAGACUGGCCAAUUUCAAGAAAGAUUAGAUGACUUGAAUGUUUUAUUGAGAGACAACAGUUUUAUACUUUCUACUUUGAAACCAACAAUCACAGACGUCAAUGUUUUUGAAGUUUCUUUGCCAUUGGUCAAAGAACAGGUAUUCAGUUCUAAGGAUGUCAAGGGGACCUAUACGAAAUACAGACACAUUUUAAGAUGGAUUGACUAUUUGCAGAAAUUGCUGAAGGUUUCUGAAGAAGGUCAAUUAAAAAUAUCUUACGACAUCGACUUACCUCGUGAAGUUAUCGAAAAGAAAAAGAAGAGUGCAGAGGCCAAGAAGGGUUCAGAGGAAUCUCAAGGAGAUAAAAAAUCGUCGAAGAAAGAAAAGCCACCUACUAAAGAGAAUGAAAAUGGUGAUAUAAAACCCAAGGGUAAACCAGAUGAAGAAACUUUGAAAAAAUUGAGAGAGGAGGCAAAGGCGAAGAAAGCUGCAAAAAAAGCUGCAAAUGCCAAUCAGCAACAGCAACAGCAAGCUAGUGCUAACGAAAAGCCGAAGCCUUCUGUUAUUGAUUUCCGCGUUGGUUUUAUUCAAAAAGCUAUCAAACAUCCAGAUGCUGACUCAUUGUAUGUUUCAACAAUUGAUUGUGGUGAUGAAGAAGGUCCAAGAACAGUUUGUUCUGGUUUAGUAAAGCAUUUCUCAUUAGAGGCAAUGCAAGAGCGUUAUGUUGUUACUGUUUGUAACUUGAAGCCAGUUAAUAUGAGAGGAAUAAAAUCCAGCGCGAUGGUGCUAUGUGGUUCAGAUGAAACAAAGGUCGAAUUUGUUGAACCACCAGCUGGAUCAAAAGCUGGUGAUAAAGUUUUCUUCGAAGGAUUUGGUGAUGAAGAACCAUUAAAGCAAUUAAACCCCAAAAAGAAGUUAUGGGAACAAUUACAACCACAUUUUACCACAACUGAAGAUUUAGAAGUCGUUUUCAAAGACGAUGAAGAUAAGGAAGCUCCAGUUAGAAAAUUAACGAACAAGAAUGGUGAUUCUUUCAAAGUUGUUUCUUUGGUAAAUGCUCAAGUUCGUUAA